GGCGCCGUGCGAUGGGAACAGCGGGGGAUGGAAGAAAUUCUUACAUACCCCGACCUCAUUCAUUAGGAGGGAUUCAUUCCAGUGCAAUGUGGCCACGCCAUGAUGCUUACUUCACUCACUCACUCACUCAAUCACUCUAACUCCUUCACUGACUCAGUGUUCACGCCAAACUCCACACAAACCCCCCCACCCUCCUCCCCUUUGCAAACCGCUCUUUCCAUCUUUGUCUGACUCAGCCACUGCCAGAUUAACUUAAGCCAGCCCACCAGUGGUCUCCAUGAACAAGGGCCUGCACCACGAAAGAGAAAGACAGAGAGGGAGACAGAGAGAGAGAGAGUGAGAGAGGGGGUUCUGGAAGGGGGAGACAGAGAGAGAACUACAGGGGAAAUAGAAAGGGGGGAAGUGAAAAGCAGUGCCGUUUCCAAGUGCUUCAAAGUCUGCGAACCCUAAUCGACUCGUGCUAAACCGAAACCAUCGCUCCUCCCGGUAAAGGAAGGGAAGGGGGAAGCGGAAGAAGACAAGGGCAAGAGCAAGGGAGGCGCAUAGAAAACUAGAACGCGCUCGCGUGCUGGCGUUUGUUCUAGUAAAUCUGUGCGCACGGCCAUGCCUUCCCGCUAAGUUUGUGCCAUUGCCACGGGGGUUGCCGGAUCAUCACCUCCACAGCGGCGCCGCUUUCUUCAAUCGAAGCUGUGCUUUGAUUGAUUAAUUGGCUGGCCCCAUUGAUGCGAAGGGUUUUGCACCUCAGUCAGUCAUGGCAUGGUGUUAGAGGGUGUGGGAACUUGUUACUUCGUACGUGGAAUCCGGCAGAGAGGGAGGGCAAAAGAUGGAAAACGGGCUCCAGGAGUUCGCGGAACAGAUGUUGGCCACGGCGGUGGUCGGGAAGGACCAGGACGUUGUGAAGGUGUUGACGAGCGUGGAGGUCGGCGAUGACCUGAAAGAUACGACGAUGACGGAGGUGGUGGAGGAAAAAGUCGGAGGGGGGGGCGGUGCAGAAGGGGGAGAGGGGGAAGAAGAAGAGGAUGUGUACUCCAUGGAGGUGAGUGACGAAUUGGAGAAGAGAAAUGAGGUUGUUGCGAAGGAGGCCGAGUCGACGGCUGUGGCCGUGGCUCCCCCCGAGCUAGACAAGAAUGAUGACUCUCCGAAGGAGGAAGAUGUGACGAUGAGCACGAUAAACGACGAGCCGACGAGUGAAUCGGGGGCCGCGACCGAGAGAGGUCCGGCAGAGAUCCCAUUUGCCGAGCCGGCAGCCGGCGCGGCAGCAGCAGCAGCAUCCGAAAAAGAAGAUGUGACGGAUCUCAACGAAACACCGAAGCUCGAGCUAGAAAAUGAAAGCGAAGAGAUGAGAGUGAAUGAGGCAAGCCCGACGCCCCCGACGCACGACCUUGUGGAAGCAGCCGAAGAGCUGGAAGUGCCACAAGAAUCUCCGGCGAAAUCAGAAGCCGUGAAAGACGAGGUGGUCGAAAGAGUGAUAAGGCCAGCCUUGGAUGUGAAUGAGCCGGCGGAGGCAUUGAAAACGGUGGAAGGGGUGCAUUCCGACGUCGCGCCCUUCCGCAACGUGAGAGCGGAAGAAGCAAAGGCGCUGCAUGAUGCGGAGACCAAAAUGGUGAGCGCCGCGGCAUGCGUGGCGAACGAAGCAAUGGAAAGCGCGCACGAGGAUGUGCGUGCCGCGGCGCAGGGAGAAGAGGAGGUUGCGCAAGUGAAACUCGAGCCCAAAGAUGAGGGGCAGUCUUCCGGACAGGUCGAUGAUAUUCGCUCGAGCCAAAGUCAGCCGAACGGCGGCGCGGACAUGGCCGUGGAUGCGAAGGAAGGCGACGCAGGCGUGGUGCCGAAGGCGGAGAAGACGGAGUUGGAGCGGGAGAUGGAAUUGUACGAGGCGUCGGAAAGAGAGGAGCAGGUGUGGUUGCUGGCGCCGACGAGAGUGGAGCAGCAAUGCGAGGAGCCAAGCAAGGAUGUGCAGAACGACAGGAAACGUGCCCUGGACAUGCCGACGCAGGAGCGGCAGAGGAAGCAGAGCAGGAGAACGCACGCGGCAGAGGAGCGGAAGAAGGACGAGGAGGACGUGUGCUUCAUCUGCUUCGACGGCGGGGACCUGGUGAUGUGCGAUCGCAGGUCUUGUCCGAAGGCGUAUCACCUGAGCUGCAUUGGGCGCGACGCCGCCUUUUUCAAGAAGAAGGGGGCAUGGUUGUGCGGAUGGCACUUCUGCUCCGUGUGCACGAAGCCCGGAAGCUUUCAGUGUUACACAUGCCCGACAGCUUAUUGCGGGAGCUGCAUCCAGGAAGCGGAGUUUCUGAUGCUGAGGAAGCGGAAAGGAUUGUGCGAGGAUUGUUUGCCGAUAGUGAGCAUGAUCGAGCGGAACGAGACCACGAAUGCGGACGGGGUGGAGGUGGACUUCGAGGAUCAGGACACGUACGAGUGCUUGUUCAAGGAGUACUGGGAGGAUCUGAAGAGGAGGCUGUCGUUGAUCAUGCCGGAGUUGGACAAGGAUGGGAAACCGGUGGGCGGGAUGGGGAGCAUGCUGAACAGCGGGGGGUCGGAAACGGAGGAUCACUCGGAGAACGAGGAGUCGGACAGGGAGUCGGACGAGUCGGAGCAGGAACAUCCGGAACCCGUGGAGGCGGCGAGGAAGGGGAGGGGGAAAGGGAAGAAGGAUAGGAUGGGGUCGGAGAAGAUGGAGGAGGACGUGGACCAGGAGGAGGGGGAGGAGGAGGGGGAGGGGGAGGGGGAGGAAGAGGAGGUGCAGGAGCAGCAGGAAGAUCGGGGGGACAAAUUCGAGAGCUGGGCGUCGCAGGAGCUGCUGGGCUUCAUCGAACACAUGAAAGAGGACCCAACGAAGCCGCUGUCACGGUUUGCGGUGAACAAGUUGCUAUGGAGCUACAUCAAGCGUCACAGGUUGCAGGACGCGCGGAAGAGCAGCCAGAUAAAUGUGGGUGUAGCGUGGCGUUGUGGACAGCGUUGCCUUAACCUGAUGGGGGUCACGUUGCGGGAGUGCGUGGAGAAACUUCAAGAGCUGAGCAGUCCUGCGUUUCGUGCAGCCAAGCUUCAGGCAAGACCCGAGGUGUCGGCGGACCCGCACAUGGACCCGGGGUACGAAUCGGACGUGAACGAGAUGUCACCGCUGCAAGUGGGUGGGCGGAUGUUUCGGGCGAAGGGCGCAGCGAGCAGUCGAUGGGAGAAAGGCGGUGGGAGCGGCGGCGGCGGCGGGGGGUGGGACGGUUUGAACGUGGAGGAGUCGUCGUUUUACCCCGGCAGGAAAGGCGAUGCGGAUGGUCAGAGAUCGAAGUCGAGCUGGGAGGAGACGAGCCGGAGCAGAGGUUACGGUCGCGGUGGGUACGAUGCAGGGCGCAGCGGCGAGAAGGUAGGAGCAGGUCGCGAAUCGAGUUACGGUGUGGAGGCGAAGACGUACGGGAGCGACGAAAGGGAUAGGCGGGUAUGGGACAAGGAUUGGGAUAGGGAGCAAACGCGAGAGCAGGAGCGCGGUCGCGGGGAUGCGUACAACUGGAGCAGCAGCGGCGGACGGAACGGGUUGGACGCGUGGGGCGGGGAGGUCGGGGAGGCGAAGUACGGGCGAGGAGAGACGAGAACCGGGACGACACCGGUGUUCGGGCAGCCUCGGACGGAGUGGGGGAGCACGAGAAGAGAGGCUGCAUCGACGGCGAGUGUGUCGAGCACGCCGGUAGGUUUCGGUCCAGCGACGCCGAGCAUACAAAACCUGGCUGCGUUGGAGAAGGAGAAGCUGUGGCACUACCAGGAUCCGACGGGAACAGUGCAGGGGCCGUUCACGAUGGAGCAACUGAGGAAAUGGAACACGACAGGGCUAUUCCCGGUGACGCUGACAAUCUGGAAGACGGGUCAGUCGCAAGCGGAGUCGAUGCUGCUGACGGACGCGUUGGCGGGGCGGUGGAAGGAGGAGAUUUGGGGAGGUGGGGCGGGGGGCGCGGGUCGGAGCAGGUCGAGGGAAUUGGUAGGAGGCGGGUCUCCAACGCCCCGGGCGAACUCAGCGUGGAGCGUGAUGGAAGGGGGACUGGGUGCGAGUCGAGGCGAGGUGGGUGCAGCGGUGAGCAGCACGGAGUGGGAGUCCCGAGAUGCAGCAGAGCGAGGUGGGAGCUGGGCGAGAGUUGCAAGCAGUUUCGGGGGCGUGUCUUCGGGGAGCGGACGAGCAGUGGAGGAGUGGAGCGGCGCCAGGGCCCGGGCGGAGCCGGAAAGUUGGGGCGGGCCGUCUCGGAAAGGCGACGGCAGUAGUUGGGGAGGGAGCGAGAGCGGGAAGAGCACGUACGGUCGGAGCAACUCGAGUCGCGAGUACGAAGGGGCAGCGGGUCGAGAAGGGUCUCGAAGUAGUCGGGGACCUCGAGGAUCAAAGAAGGACGUGCCGUGCAGGUUCUACGCGAAGGGUUAUUGCAAGAGAGGAGACGCUUGUGAAUUUUGGCACGGUUGAGAGGAGAGCCCCGGGGAAUGGGACGUGGGCGAAAUUUUGUUAUGAGAUAUUUAUUCAUUGAAUACGUAGUGGAGGUGAGGUUUUGUUUGCAGUAGUAGUGAUGUAGAGGGAAGCUCUCUUCUGUAUGCUGCAUACUUGAUUUGGUUUUAGUGUAGGGUGGAACGUAUUUGUGGACUUUGGAUAGGGACGUGGACGUGGGAGGGGUUUGGUUUGAGAUAUUAGUUGUGGACGUUGUUAAUAUGGGCGGAAGCUUCGAAUAGAGUCUGGUGCGCGGCAUGCUUGAUCGUGUCGUUGGACUCAUUAUGUUAAACGAGAUUGUGAUGGGUCGAAUGGUGAAGGCCGGUAUACCUCAUUGGUGGAGUAUUGUUGUCUGA
Physcomitrium patens is the source of this 4806-nucleotide messenger RNA. The record is from RefSeq and is a predicted model, not a curated record. NCBI's taxonomy places the organism in Eukaryota, Viridiplantae, Streptophyta, Bryopsida, Funariales, Funariaceae.